Gadus macrocephalus (Pacific cod) is the source of this 1626-nucleotide messenger RNA. RefSeq names its product B2 bradykinin receptor. Gene Ontology annotation, molecular function: bradykinin receptor activity. Lineage: Eukaryota; Metazoa; Chordata; Actinopteri; Gadiformes; Gadidae. Bases 1 to 1221 code for a protein of 406 amino acids. Gene Ontology annotation, cellular component: membrane. The transcript has a single exon. The record is from RefSeq and is a predicted model, not a curated record. Gene Ontology annotation, biological process: smooth muscle contraction; vasoconstriction; G protein-coupled receptor signaling pathway.
AUGAUCUGCGGUUGCCUCACCGGCGUCUCCUUCCACUCCACCUCUCAGCCUCCGAUGCCCCUCAACGCCUCGGCCUGGCCGGCCCUCGGGGCCCCCGGCGACGCCCUCGCGGCCCCCGGGGGCCCCGAGGGCGUCGCCUGGGGCCCCGAGGGCCGGCAGCUGCUGGAGGACUGCCGGUCCAACAGCACGGAGGCCUGGCUGUGGCUGUCCGCCCUGCAGCCCGCCUACCUGGCCCUGGUGAGCACGGUGGGCGUGGUGGGCAACAGCCUGGUGCUCUGCGUCUUCCUCCUCCAGAGGAAGCCCUGCACCGUGGCCGACAUCUACCUGGGCAACCUGGCGCUGGCCGACCUGGUGAUGACGUCCUGCCUGCCCUUCUGGGCCGUGACCAUCGCCCGCCACUACCAGUGGCCCUUCGGCCAGGCGCUGUGCAAGGCGGUGAACGUGGCCAUCGCCAUGAACUACCUGUGCUCCGUGCUGUUCCUGGUGCUGGUGAGCGUGGACCGCUACCUGGCCCUGGUGCGGCCCCUGAGGCCCAGCAGGCUGCGCAGGGCCGGCUGGGCCAAGAGGCUCUGCCUGGGGGUGUGGCUGCAGGGCCUGCUGCUGAGCCUGCCCGUCCUGCUGUUCCGCAGCGUGCGCUUCGUGGCGGACGCGGGGGUGGAGGCCUGCAUCCUGGACUACCCCCACCCGGCCUGGGUGGUGCAGUACAACGUCACCCUCAACGUGCUGGGCUUCGUGCUGCCCGUGAUGGCCGUGAGCUACUGCAGCUGGCACAUCGUGGGCGCGCUCCGGGAGAGCCGGGCGCGCCGGCUCCCCGGGGCGCGGGCCGAGACCCGGUCCACCCAGCUGGUGCUGGCCGUCCUGGCCGUGUUCCUGGCGUGCUGGACGCCCCACCAGGUGGGGCGCUUCCUGGACACGCUGGACUACUUCGGGCUCACCCCGGGGUGCCUCUGGGGGAAGGUGCUGGACAUCGGGCUACAGCUGUCCUCCUACCUGGCGUACAGCAACAGCGCCAUCAACCCCUUCCUGUUUGUGAUCCUGGGCCGGAGCUUCAGGCGCAGGGCGCUGGAGGUGUUCCGCGCGGCGUGGGGACGGCGGUCCACGUCCCGGGACGGGCACUCUGUGGUCAGCUGGGCGGCCGUGAAGAGAGCCAACGACGGGCACACCCAGCUGUUUGACCCCCUGUCCAACUACCGGAGCAACGCUGCAGAGCUGUACCGAUAAAGGGAUGGGAUGGAUACCGGGAGGAUUCAGAACCGACUCAUCAGCCUGACCGGUGUUGGGGCCAGAGACUAAAGACACCAACCACACUGUUACGCAUCUGAGUCGUUGUGUAAUCAGAAGUGAACAACAAUGUUACAGACGACUGCUUGUUUAUUCUGAAGUGAACCAGAAGGGCUAACUGCAUAUGCUAUUGUUUGCAUGACUAAGAGAUAGUUAGGGUUAAUGUUAUUAUCGUGGCCAUCUGUCGACUCCACUGAGCCAUGUCCGUGAUGAGUCUGGUUUGUAUUAUGUAGAGUGAGCAGGACUCGUCUUGUAUCUGAUAAUGAAUCCCAAAGGGAUGUGGGGAAGAGGUUAGCAUGAGGGCUAAUGACCACACCUGGCCAAUAAAUGAGUGUUGAACUGUGA